Messenger RNA from Rhipicephalus microplus (southern cattle tick), 8990 nucleotides. Its product is annotated as Protein tyrosine phosphatase Meg2. NCBI's taxonomy places the organism in Eukaryota, Metazoa, Arthropoda, Arachnida, Ixodida, Ixodidae. Gene Ontology annotation, molecular function: protein tyrosine phosphatase activity. Gene Ontology annotation, biological process: protein dephosphorylation. The record is from RefSeq and is a predicted model, not a curated record.
AAGAUGGCCGGCUGGGUUCGGUGAAUUGGUUCGCGCAAGCGACCGCGUGUUUCCGCUGUUUACCGCGGGUAGUAUUUAUUUUUUCGAGCUUUUUUUAGUGCUGGGCAGAGCGAUGGAACGAGCUCGAAGGAACUACGCCGACGAGAGCGCGAGGCUAGCAGCCCGUCGCCUGUACCAAACCGUAGAUUGAAUGCUGCUGUAUGUCAUCCUAAACACUUCUCGGGUAACGAAGAAUGAAACACAACAUGGCUGCGUCUCUCAGUACACAGGAAGAGCAGCUGGUGAAGGAAUUUAUGAAAGUGGUGAAUGAGCAGAGGUUGAGUCACAGUGCAGGGCCCCUGACGUGGAACGCUGCUGUCAAAUUCAUGAUGGCCCGGAAGUUUGACGUUCGCCGAGCCCUAUCCCUGUACGAAGCUCACGAGAUGACUCGAUAUCGAGAAGGGCUGUGCACUUUUGACCCUACAACUGAUCCUUUAAAAGGGGAACUGGAAACUGGGAAGUUCACAGUCUUGCCGACACGAGACAGUUCCGGAGCUGCCAUCACCAUGUUCACAGCGAGCAAGCACUGGCCAUUGCAGAGUUCGCACAAGGUCACCCUGCAAGGUGUUGUCUACCAGCUAGAUGUGGCCUUGGAGAGCCUCGAAAGCCAGAGGUGCGGGAUAGUGUUCAUAUACAACAUGACCGGCUCAAAGUACCAGAACUUUGACUACGAGCUCAGCCAAAAAAUAUUGAAUCUUCUCAAGGGCGCCUACCCAGCAAGGUUGAAGAAAGUCUUGAUUGUUAAUGCGCCAUUGUGGUUCAAGGCACCAUUCCGAAUACUUCGCCUUUUUGUCAGGGAAAAGCUCAGGGACAGGGUGACUACAGUUAGCCUGGAACAGCUAGGUGCACACAUUCCAUACACUUCAUUGCCUCGAGAGCUUGGAGGAAGCCUGGCUAUCAACCACAAAGCCUGGCUGCUUCAUUGUCUCAAGUCCAUGGCCAACAGGUACAACUUAUCGGGCGAGGUACCAGUGCCACCGGCUGUGCUUCCGGUCAAUCCUGCUGAACCAGUUGAAAACGACGUUGUGGCUGGAGAAGUGACCGAGGAAGAGGAGGAAGAAGAGGCCUCUUCUGCGGCACAGCCAGCAGCCAUUGAAACACAAAACUCCGUCCAAGAGAAGCAGAACUGUGAAGAACGUGAGAAGGAGGUUGAAGUGAUCAAGGAGCCCGUGACAACCACCGCAGCAAAGGAAGAACCUGCUGAGCAGACAAGGGUUGCCGCAGCUUCACCUGAACUUGUCACAGAAGAGGAAGAAGACGAGAAGUGCCCUUCCUCGUCGUCUGUGUCCUCUUCGUCUCAGUGGGACGAAGGUACUGCCAAUGGUGAACACAAGGAUGGUGCUGUCACGUUGGAGGAGUUUAUCAGCCAACUUCAAGUCAAAGGUCGUCGUGGCUUGUAUCAGCAAUAUUCUGAAUUAAAAGCAAAAAGUCCCGAGGGCACCUUUGUCACCGCAAGAGUGAAACCAAAUCAGUGCAAAAAUAGGUACACGGAUGUACUCUGUUUUGACCAUAGCAGAGUGAUUUUGUCCAUGAGGAAUGAAGAUGACUGCAGCACGUACAUCAAUGCCAACUUUGUAGAUGGUUACCGCCAAAAGAAUGCUUUCAUAUCAACACAAGGGCCUUUGCCAAAGACAUAUACAGACUUCUGGCGAAUGAUCUGGGAGCAGCACUGUGCAGUAAUUGUGAUGACGACACGGACGUUUGAAAGGGGGCGGGGCAAGUGCGGCCAGUACUGGCCGCCCGGGGAGCCUGGUGCCUCUAUAGAGCUUGAAGACCUGUUCAAGAUUACCGUCUUGGCCAAGGACCCCAAGCCAGAUUAUGUGGAAACGCAAUUGGAACUGUACAACUGUGAGAGCCAGGAGUCCCGCUCCGUGAGCCACCUGCAGUUUACAAGUUGGCCGGACUAUGGUGUGCCUGACUCUGCUCUGGCCAUGCUGGCAUUUCGUGGAGUGGUGCGUGAGAAGCAGGCGCAGGCUGUAGCUUCUAUGGAGCCCAAGUGGGAUGGCCAUCCCUUAGGACCACCUAUCGUAGUUCAUUGCAGUGCUGGAAUUGGCCGUACCGGAACAUUCAUUACUCUAGACAUUUGCAUCAAGCAGCUGGAGGAAGAGGGAAGAGUGGACGUUCGUUCCACAGUGGAACGAAUUCGUUCCCAGCGUGCGUUUAGCAUUCAAAUGCCCGACCAAUACGUCUUCUGCCACCUUGCCCUGCUAGAGUUUGCCCUACUGCGUGGGCUGCUUCAGGACGUGGCUCUAGAUGGCUUCGAUGACGAUGACGACCGUGAUGGCUCGGACUCUGAGUGAUUAUUUCUGUGCAUUGUUUUGCUGUGUAAAACUUGGUACCUUUUAAAGUAAUUUCCCCAUCGCAGACUUGUGGCCGCGAUCAUGACUGCGGCAUCGAUGUAGCGAUACAUUUUACAUUUACCUUUCUAUAAUUGGGUUGAGGUGUACGAAUGUCUGAUCUAGCUAAUCUCUUAACUUAUUAAUAACUCUAAAAUGCCUGUGUGAUUUGUUGAAAUACACAAAAAGGGCUUUCUAUUUUGUGCAGACCAGCAGAACAAAUCUCAAGAUUUUGUUCAGUGGCUGGAAUACUUGCUGAAUAAUUUAUUGAUAUUUAAAGUAGCUGAUGUGGUUGUAUUAGUGGCAGCGCAUAAAACUUGCACAGUGGGGAAGAAUUCCAUCAUUCUCUUUUUCUUCCCCCUUCUGCCAGUUUGCUUGCCAAAGAUUCGGCAAGCUGUGCAGGCAUUGUUAGAUAACAGCAUACUUGACUGAGGUGCCUUGCAUUAAGUGCGCCGCUUUUAUUACUAAGAAUUAUUUAACGUUUCGUGAGUAAUUGAAGCCAUAUAUAGUUUAGUUUGAGCGGUGAUGCAUUCGUGUUGAUGCUGUCAAAGCUUCACCGAGGUAUUGUUGAAAUACUCUGGUCAUAUUCACACCUCACGCAUGGCUCAGGGGUUGCUUUUGAAUUAUCCUGCGUAUUGUGUAACAUUCUUUUGCACUUGCUGAACCAUGGCACAAAUAUAUAAGGCUGUUGUGUUUCGAUUGCAGGUGUAGAGUCCACACGAUAUUAUACUGAAAAUAAUAGAGUGUAACAGUGGCUAUAUUUUUUCCAAAAAUGUGCGGGCAGUGCUUUACACAUUUAAAAGUUAUUUUUUCACCAUUAGCACAGCAUUAAGCGCUGAUAGGCAACAGUAUCUGCAACCGUGUGGUGCCCAAAAUAUGGUAUAAAAUUUACGUUUUUCCGUUCACAAAAUUUUACCGUCUUUUGUGUAUUAUUCUUAGCUUUAAAUACCACUUCAGUUUAUUGACUUAGUUCAACUAUUGUGUGCCCCUGCACGAGCAUAGAAUGGCAGAUAAUAGUUUUAAAAACUAGCAGAAUAUACUCGUGUACUAAGGUGCCAUAUUGUUAUAAUUUCUUAUCUGUACCUGCUUUCUAACCUGUAAGACUGAGAGUGCCCCUUUUAUCUUUUUUUUUUCUUUUUUAAGGAUUCAGCUUUGGUAAAUCUCUUCUGUGAGUACGUGGUGAGCGUGCAGCAGAUAUGAUUUGCAGCUUGACUUGUCAAAACAAUGUAUGGUGGUCAGUGGUACGGAGUAAAGUUUUGAAAAAUUGAACAUAAAUUUAACCAAUCAUGCUUAGUCACUACAGAAAUAGCAAAGUUACAUCAGUAUGGCUUGCAGAAAAUGCUAGCCGAAUGUACCAUACAUAAAUCUACUGAACACAAGGAACCUGCUUGUCUUGUGUAAUAGCCACUUCAACACUAUUUCCAGCAGCUAUCUGAAACCCAAUCUUUUUACCCUUUUGCAGUGUCAGCAGUCAUGUGCUAAAUAUUUCACUCUUCACAUCUUUGUUGAUAUAACAUCCUUUUCCAAAACUUUUUUCUAGAAUUUCGUUCCUUGAUAGAGGUUCCAAUAAUUUUAAGAAAAUAGCUUAGAAGGUCCUUUCCAUGUCCAACUCUAUUUACAUUAGGAUAUAUACUUUUGCAGAUAAAUCUUAAGAAACGUAAAAAAAGGAUAUUUUGGUUUUUAGGUUGCACUAAUGAAUUUCUUACUGAAGGCAAAGCCUUGCGGCGAUGGCACGAGUCAGCUGAUAGUUACAUGGAACAUAUUUCUUCAAAUUCACUAAAACUGGCAUUCAGAGUAGAGUCUAAUCUAUGUCGGGGAACUUUAAAAGGGAUCUAUUCCAGGGAACUUUAAAAGAAAGGUCAAGUAUAAUUCGUAGACAUAUUCAAGACAUUACCAAUGAUGCAUACUGGUAAGUGUUAAAUGAAUAUCUUCCAUAAAGUGUGCAGUAAGGCUACAAGAACAGAAAUUUUAGGGUAGUGUCUGCACUAUUUAUCUGAAGGAGUUAGCUCAAUUUUCUUGUGAACACGCCAGGAACAUGAAAAAGGUGUACAUGAUGUGAAAUCUACUAAUACCCACUGUCCACUGUGAACUUUGCUUUGUGAAAAGCCCACUAGCAUGGCAGAACUGGAGAUGAAUCUUACUUUCAGUAUGUUCCUUGUAUACACUGUGUGUUCUAUGUACAUUUAAUCUUAAAUGAAACACAUUCCAUGUGUUACAUACUCAGGUGGCUGCCUGGGAACGUGCAUUGCGGGAUUGAUUGUAACAGCGUGACUAUUGUAUAGAACAAAGUGGAUACUCCGGCACUCAGCUGCUUCAUGCUAAAGAUACAGCGGAAAUAUGUGUUGCGUAGUUGUUGCUUCACAGUGCAGUCUCCAGUUCCUUGCCAUCAAAACUGAAGAAGAGUAUUACCCUUGGGAGGAAAAAAAAAAAAGACUGAAACAAGACUUGCCUAAAGUUUAUACUAUUACCAGCUAUGCUUAUGACAGACAGUAUCCAGUUAAAUUUACAUUGCUAAAACCCUUUUCCCCCUGACAUUUCAAAAUGCUCUAGUUUUCCACUGGAAACUACCUCAGUUUCUCUGCUGUAAUGAGAAUGCAGUCACUAGGCUGCUUCGCACAGACUGGUCAGAUAACAAGCGAAAAAUAUUUCCUCAAUUAAGAGUGUCUGCUACAAGGAAUGAGACGGGGAAUUCCUGAAAAAUGUGUCAGCUCCACAUUGUGUAAGAACUGCAUCAUUGUUGUCGAAAAUCUGUUCAUCACCAAAAAAAGUUAUUUCGUAUGGCCGUGGCAACACUGUCAGUAGACAGAUUUUAUUGAAAACUUGUUCCAGAGAAGAGCCUGCGGCGAUUUUUCCUGCAUUGAUGAUACAGCAACUUCAUGCACACAUGUUUGCUUGAUUUUAUGAGUAGCCACUUCAAAACAACCCCAUGAAACUGCAUUCUUACAUUUGCAGAUGUAGUAUGCUCGCAACUUUCUUUCCAUUCCACUUUGCUUUCAAACAAGGCCAGCUAAUGUGGUGCUGGUGCGAUCCCUCUCACUGAAGUCGUUGCACAUUGCCUGAUUUCAAAAAAUGCUUGCAGUGAGGCUUAAGAUAAGGGGCAAAAAUGAUUCUUGGGUGCAGUGCUGUGAUCACAUUGUUGGCUAACUGUGCUUUUUGCAUGUUGCUGCUGAAGGCAGCAAAGAAUCAUUGUGGCAAUAACACUGUAGUGCCGUAUGAAGUGCAAGCAGGAUAAAAAUCUAACUAGGUUGUUUAUUAGCAUCUCCAUAUUUGCCCAGGUGUGUGAAAUUAGUGAGAAUUAACGACUGGUGCUGCAAGAGCGUAGGUACAAAACGUGUUAGCUCCCAGUUGUGCUGAGAAGCAACUUAAAAUUAUUGGGCAAUCAUGAGCAGAAGCUCUUUUCUGGCAUGGCUUGCUAGGAAGUUUUAGCAGUCAGUAACAUCAGGAACUCGUGCAACAGAUUCAAGUAAUUGUGUGGAAAAGGUGUUCUCUGGCCUGCCUGUGUGGCUAGAAAGAAAGAAAAUGGACUUCAGAAGAAUGUCUCCAUUGUAUGCUGAACCUGCUGCCAAAUGACAUUGUGAGGUCCGCAACUGUAGCUCGUCGCAAGAAGCCGGUCUUGGAAAACUGGUCGGUAGUCUAGCAAGAGGUUUCUCCAGAGCCAACACUUUGUCAAGAGACUUAGGUUAUGGUGAAGGCUAGAAACAUUACCACCAGAGACAUCUGUCCAGGCACUGCUGACCAUUCAUCUUUGUUUUCUCAUGAACCUCAGUCUUCUUCAAAUGUUGUAAAACAAGCGUGUCAUUGUGGUGAAUGCAUCCUCCUUGCUGUAUCGUUAUAGUGACUCCUAUUGUCAUUGUGUGUAGUGGCAUAGUGAAAUCAAAAGCUGGCAUUUCGUUUCUCGCACAGCGCAGAAAAGAAACGUGGGCUGCUUGAGCAUACAUAUUUAUUGAAUGAAAACGGCCUUAUCUGCUGACAAACUUGCACAGCUUACUGUUUUCAACACAAGGUGUGCAGUAUAUUCAGCGGCAAACCUGUAUCUGCCGACAUACCUGCACAGCUUACUGUUUUCUACAUGGGGUGUGCAGUAUAUUCAGUGGCAAACCUGUUCAGCAGUUCUUUCUACCGUAGUGUUAUGUCUAGAUGUUAAGUUCUCAUCAAGCUUAAUUAAGAUGUGUAAUAGACAUGUUGAGAACUUUUAUAAAAUCCUCUAAUGGCUAUUUCAGAUCAUGCCACUUCAACUAAUGCAAGACAACGUUCAAACUGUGCUUCAAGAGAACAGUUGGGCUUCAGUAAGGAUACUAACGUUAUAUUACUGCAUGUUAUGAGACUGGAUCUUAGUGUUUUUAAUAAGGCUCGGUUGCUGUGUUUCACAGCCCCUGCACUUCGACUGCUUUCUGGAAUUGCCACUAAAAUAUCGUUUUGCACAAAGAAAAAAAAAAAAUUCACAGCCUUAGCAAAAAAGCUCCAGUGCAGGUAUGCACUGGAGCUUUUCUGUCUUGCCCCAGUAGAAUCGAUACUUUUGAUAGCAGAGAAUAAAAACAAAACAAAGCUAGAACAUUUUCGAAGAGGCUUUGCAUUAAGCAUGGCGAAAUCUCAAUGUGGGGAGGCGUAGAUUGCCAGUGGCACCUAUAUAUGUAUUCGAGUGCUUUUGAACUGAUCAAAGGUGUGCAUGCUUUCUGGUGGAAUGGUACAUGUUGUAGGCAUGUCGCAUGUAUUGCGCAUUACCUCCUUCAGCUGCUGAUGACUUGGCAUACAUCCGCACUUAUUGAUAAAUGGCAGCCUUAUGUUGCUUAGUCUUGUGUGCGAAUGCCUCAUUGGCUUUUUGCAUGAAAGAGGCAGCAACAAAAAAGUAUUGAAUUUAUUGCAUUCCCAAUUUAGUAUAGCCUAGUUUUCCCUAGCAUCGACAUUAGUCAAUGCUUCGGAAAACUUUGCACAGGCUUGUUUUUAGAGGCACUUUGUAAAUAUAGUAGUGUUUUAUUUCCGCAAGUGAGAAGCAAACUGUCUUCCCCAAAUGCCCCUUGUUUAUAUGUGUAUGUUAGCAUCCAGCUUUGCUGUUGAUUCUUUUCAAAGGGAAUGUUAGAUUCUUCCUACUGGAGAAUUGUGUGUAAGGAUUUUUGUUUUCCAAAUGCUUGUCUAUUUUUGUCUACUUAAUGCAAGGAAGCCGUGGCUUAAAAAGAAUAUUGGUACCUAUGUAUACGCGGUAUCAAACAGUUGCAGGUCUCCCACAGUGACAGAUGCUGUCAUACCAUCUCUUUAAUGUGAAGCUGAAUUUUAUUUUAAAAAGCACAGCGGUCAGCAUUUGCACCGCAGCAGCGUAAAAACAAGCACACACCAUGGUUGCUUUAUACAGUGCACUAAACCGUCUGGUGCUCAUCUACAUAGGUUGUACAGCCUUCCAGUCUUUCAGCGAUAGCAUGCGAGCAUUCAUUGACAGACUUACAAGCACAACUUGAUUGUUUGUUGCGGUGAAAUAUAUUGGGCAAGCUCUGCGUGUGUACACGAGGCACUGGGUAGCGUAACCCGCACGUACUAGGCUGAUAGUAUAUGUUAGUGUAAAUAAUUGGAUUGCUCCUCAAACUUCCCUGCAGGUUUCUUAUCAUCUAUAUGACAACGCAAACUCACUAAAACCAAUGGAGUAGUACAGACGUCUAUUGUGUAGAUGCCAAUCGUAACAAACAGAAGAAGAAGCAAAAACGCACUCGGGAUAAGUGCUGCGUACAUGUAGUAUGAAAACGGCACCUGCCUUUUGAAUACAGCUUUCCUCAGUCCUGUGCGAUGUUCGACUGGUAAAUUGCAUUGUACAGCAGUAGUGUUAACUCGCUCACACUUUAAGAUGCUUGUAUACACACACAGAAUCGAUCAUUUUAAAGCUGCUCUUCGUCAUGCAUUUCAUGUACACCAGUAUGUUUAGUUAUCAGAAAACCUCUUUUUAUUCGUUUGCAUAAUGUUGAUUGUGCUCCACUCUGGACAAUCCUUAUUACACUGACAACGCUCGCAUGUUGUUCGUUGAGAGACUGGAGAGGCUACGUGUUCGACAUCCUCACCAGUUAUAUUUGUUGGCGCAUCACAAUGGCUAAGCGCCAUGCCUGUGCCAUGUCCAGCCUGCUCUCAAAUUGCACUGUUUGAGACUGUUCACUUGCAUCGUUUUAAUGACUGCUGCAAAACGAUUAACAGCUAUCAUUAAUGCCAUUUUUAAGAGUUCCCCGGGGACCUUGUGCGUGUGUGUUGUGGUCGUGUGCGUCCUUCCUUGCGUAUUAUCCUAGUCACGUUUUAGGCGCGUGAAUCCUGUGCAUUUAUAAUACAAGCCGUUUUCUUGUCAACUUAUGUCCAUUGCUGGUGUAUAUUCUGAUGUGUACUGCUCCUUGCGUGUGUAACACCAGUGAGACAAUACUUUUUUUUGUUUUUCUGUUGUUGAUGUAUUGUGCUUUAUUUAAAAUAACCUUGCUGUCUGUCAGAGCUCGCCUCUUGCCAGUCUGAUAUGUUGUAUUUUAUUCACCGGUGGGAUAUAUUUUGUUGUUGCCAUUCAAUACCCAAGCACUGUCUGUCGUACACUACUCCUAAAAUCUCUAACAUUUAUACAAAGCCCGGAAAAAAAAAAAAACCUCGCUUGCUAUCAUG